Molecule: messenger RNA, 705 nt
Organism: Spirodela intermedia
Lineage: Eukaryota; Viridiplantae; Streptophyta; Magnoliopsida; Alismatales; Araceae
Source: the annotation of a GenBank genome assembly
AUGGGAAAGCCAAGAAGGCUAAGAUUCUCCAUGAAAGCCCUCCACGGGGUGAUCAACAGCUUAACCCCAGCAACGGCGGCGCCGCCAUUCUGCAUCCAACCAGCGAAGACUCACUCUUCUGGGGACCUCACGACAAGCCUGAGCUCCGUCUACUGCACUCCUCUCUACUCCGUCGCCUCCGAGCCCUGCAGCCAGCACAGCAGCCAACACGUCGACACUCCCAGCACGAGUACCUGCUCCAGUCACCUCUCCUCUACCUAUGUCGCCGCCGCCACCGACAACGAGGCUUUCAACGAUGGUACGCUAAGGUCCACGCGCUUCUUCUUCUCCCCCUGCAACUCCAAAUCAAUAACAGGUGUAGAGGAAAUAGAGGAGAUGGACGAGGAGAUUGGGACCGAUGUUGAAGGGCCGACGACGGAGUCCUCAGGAUUGUUAUGGGAGAGCAUAGCGAUGGCUAUCGCGUCAAGGGAUCCGUAUGGGGAUUUCAGAAGCUCCAUGGAGGAGAUGGUGGUAGCUCACGGCUUGUGGGACUGGUCAGGCCUGAAGGAAUUGCUACAAUGCUACCUGAGGGUCAACGAGAAGAAGACCCACAAGAUCAUAAUGCUUGCCUUUGUUGACCUUCUGAUGGACCUCGCCUCCCACGGCGACGUUCUCAGCUCUGAGUCGCCGUUCUCCUCUUUGUGUCCUCAUCGUCUUCAUCUCUGA